UUCGAAAUAAUUACCGUAUUUACUCGAAUAAGCGCCUCCCCCGAUUGAUGUUUUGGUAAGACUUCACGGGCUGUUACGUAAUAUUUAUCCAGCGGUUUUCCACAAGAAUCCAACAUGGCGGCCCAUUUUAGUGGAGCCUUACAGCUCACAGAUUUAGACGAUUUUAUCACUCCUUCUCAGGAAUGCAUUAAACCAGUGAAAAUAGAGAAGAAACCUGGCUCUCAGGGACUGGCCAAAAUUAAGAUAGAAAGUGACGGAAGCUAUGUACAAUUAUCAGAGGAUGGAGGGAAAGCAAAGCUAGAGAAAGCACAGAUAACAUUGAAUGAUUGUUUAGCAUGCAGUGGGUGCAUAACAACAGCAGAGAGUGUACUCAUUACUCAACAAAGCCAGGAAGAACUUUAUAAAGUCAUACAGAAUAACACAGAAUUAUUAAAGUCAGGAAAACUUCAAGAUUUCAAGACAAUUGUCGUGUCUAUAUCACCUCAAUCAAGAGCAUCAAUUGCUGCAAAAUUCGAUCUCACAAUUGAUCAGACAGCAAAGAAACUAACAAGGUUUUUUAAGCAAUUAGGAGUGCACUAUGUAUUCGACACAACUUUUUCAAGAGAUUUUAGCCUCAUUGAGAGUCAAAAAGAGUUUAUCAGGAGAUACAAUGCUAGACAGACUGGAGAAAAAGGCACAAUUCCUAUGUUGGCAUCAGCUUGUCCUGGCUGGGUUUGUUAUGCUGAGAAAACUCAUGGCAGUUAUGUUUUACCAUAUAUAAGUACAACAAAAUCACCUCAACAAAUCAUGGGUUCCUUAGUCAAGGAUCAUUUAGCCAGCAAGUUGGGGAAAAGCCCUGCCUUGAUAUACCAUGUGUGUAUCAUGCCAUGUUUUGAUAAGAAACUAGAAGCAUCACGUGAUGAUUUCUACAAUGAUAUGUACAGAACAAGAGACGUGGACUGUGUUGUCUCUACAGUUGAGGUAGAAACCAUGAUAGAGGAACACAACCCAGACUUCAAGUCAUUAGCAGAUGCAGAAGUUGAUACCAUGUUUUCUAGUGUGGAUAAUAAUGAGCUUGUUGGUCAUUCUGGAGGGGGAUCAGGUGGGUUUUUGGAGCAUAUAUUUAAACAUGCAGCAGAAGAGCUGUUUGACCAAAAGGUUGAGAGUCUUACUUAUAAAACAUUAAGGAACAAGGACUUCAAGGAAGUUACUUUACAGGUUGAUGGGAAAGACGUUCUCAAGUUUGCAGCUGCUUAUGGGUUUCGCAAUAUUCAGAAUUUGGUGCAAAAGCUAAAAAGAGGAAAAUGUACUUAUGAUUUUGUAGAAAUCAUGGCUUGUCCUUCAGGGUGUGUGAAUGGUGGUGCUCAAAUACGACCAAGACAAGACGAGUCAUCCAAGGAUCUUAUUAGUAAAGUGGACAAUUUGUAUAACUCGUUAAGCUCACGAAGUCCCAAUAACAAUCAAGCGGUAACAGAAUUGUACAGCACGUGGUUAGGAGGAAGGGAUACGGAAAAGGCGCACUCUCUUCUCCACACGCAAUACCACGAGGUAGAAAAGAUUAAUAACGCUCUCAACAUCAAAUGGUAAUAAUACAGAUGUUUAAUGAAAGCAGAUCAAGAAUCCUGAAGUUGUAAAGACGUGUGCGACAGACAUUAAUACAUCAAUCUCCUGUGAAAAUCCGAUUCAUUAUACCCAUACCCAGUUAGACAUGAGAAGACUUAUUUUAUGGACACAGCCGACAGUAGAGUGCUGACACUAAAUCCGUGAAACAAAUACUAAUUUUUAGCACUAAAUAGUGAUAAUUAAACAAUAGAAAACAAAGGAUGCUGCAUGAAAUAGUACUAAUUAGUACUAUUUAACGUUCACGGUUUUAGUGCGUGCACUCUAUUAUAACAAGAUAUACAGCAAUCUCAUGGAUAAUCACGAUUAAUAUGUUCAGGGUUCGUCAGUCACGUGGAAUCUAUGCUUUAGGGUCAUUCAAAUAUAUUUUAUGAAAUAUUGUAAAUGUUUUAUCGAUGUAGUAAAUAACCUCAAUCAGUCA
Molecule: messenger RNA, 2020 nt
Organism: Actinia tenebrosa (Australian red waratah sea anemone)
Lineage: Eukaryota; Metazoa; Cnidaria; Anthozoa; Actiniaria; Actiniidae
Product: putative cytosolic Fe-S cluster assembly factor v1g210509
Source: RefSeq, a predicted model, not a curated record